UUCUCAUUCGACGCCACUUUCUGGGUUCCCGAGGCUCUAUCGUGAAGUCAAGAUCUCAACACCAUCUUCGACAGCCCAGCUGACUGCAACCUUGUUCGAAAUGCUAUCAACCGUUUGGAAUGCGCUUACUUUGUUGGCGGUGUUUAUGGCAACGUCCAUUUCACCAGCCGCUGCCCUUCCCAACAUCCGAGUUCUGCCAUUAGGCGACUCCAUCACAAAAGGAACAGGCUCGACGGGUUUAGUUGGAUACCGUCUCCCAUUGCGACAGAAGAUCCUAAAGCAAGGCGUGAAGGUCAAUAUGGUCGGGACGUUGAAGAACGGUAAUAUGGUUGAUGGACAUCACGAAGGUCACAGUGGAAAAAUGCUCGCCGACAUCAACGGCUACUGGCAAAAGCCAAUCCAAGCCCGUCCUAAUGUCAUUCUCAUACACGCCGGCACCAACAACAUGGACCAAGGAAAGGAUCUCGACAUUGCUGCAUCCAUUCUUGCAGAUAUCGUCGACGGAAUCUUCAAAGUCGCACCAGACGUGACAAUCUGCCUAGCACCAGUUAUUUGGGCCAACGAUAAGAAGAUGCAGGCGAAUACAGAUAAAUUCAACCCUCAAGUUCGAUCACUUAUCUCAGCGAGGCAAAAGAAAGGAAAGCACAUUCUUGAAGUCCCAAUUGAUAUCAAGAAGGAGGAUCUUGGUGAUACAAAACACCCGAAUGAUGAUGGUUAUGAGAAGAUGGCGAAUGCGUGGUUGAAGGCGAUUUUAGAGGCUGAUAAGAAGGGUUGGUUGAAGAUGCCGGUCAAGAUGAGUCCUGAAGAUGCGCCAGGAACUGGGCUUGGGGCAUGAUCUCGAUACUUGUGAUUAUAUGUAUAUUGAUGUUGAAUGAGAACAUAGUGAUGACUGCAUAAUGCAACAAACUGCUUACUUCAAGCCAUGACCUUUAUCUGUCC
Fusarium redolens is the source of this 939-nucleotide messenger RNA. Its product is annotated as SGNH hydrolase-type esterase domain-containing protein. NCBI's taxonomy places the organism in Eukaryota, Fungi, Ascomycota, Sordariomycetes, Hypocreales, Nectriaceae. The record is from RefSeq and is a predicted model, not a curated record. Gene Ontology annotation, molecular function: phosphatidylcholine lysophospholipase A1 activity. Bases 101 to 835 code for a protein of 244 amino acids. The transcript has a single exon.